This is a messenger RNA of Cordyceps militaris CM01, 1134 nucleotides long. RefSeq lists its product as uncharacterized. Gene Ontology annotation, biological process: protein phosphorylation; positive regulation of Ras protein signal transduction. The record is from RefSeq and is a predicted model, not a curated record. Bases 1 to 1134 code for a protein of 377 amino acids. Gene Ontology annotation, molecular function: protein serine/threonine kinase activity. Lineage: Eukaryota; Fungi; Ascomycota; Sordariomycetes; Hypocreales; Cordycipitaceae. The transcript has a single exon.
AUGCCAAAGAGCCUACACUCUAUACUGGGCGGCGGGAACCGCGUCAGAAAGCCGUCGCGCCCACCCGCCAGCGCGCGGCCGUCCUCUGCGACCAGCACACCAUCAUCCUCACCGCGCAAGAGGCCUGCUGCCUCCCAACCACGUCAGAAAGCGGACGACGACAACGAACUCUUCCCCGACAGGCUCGAAGACGCUGGUAUUGCCGUCCUCCUCGCCACGGAGCUCACCCUGCGUGAUGUCGUCCAAGCGAUGCGACACAUUCGCGCACACCAGUUCACGGCCGUCCCAGAGACCGGCUUUUCAUCCACGCGACGCACCGCACUGCUUCGGCACCAGGCCACCAUGCCGCCGCUCAUCACUACCGGCCACGUACACGCCAUGCUCGCGCGCGGCGGCCCGACACGCGUCGAGCGCGAGAUCGCAGAGCUGAUCGGCCGGGGUGCCCUGCGUCGCGUGCGCGUGGAACGCCGGGGCGCCGCCGGCGAGGCCCUCAUUGAGACGCCUCUACUUCUCGGGAUGCUGCGCAACAGCAGCAGCGUAUCGGCGGCGACGACCGAGGCCUAUGUGCGUGUCUUGGCGGCGCGCCCGACGGCGCAGACGCUGGAACGAAGCGCGCUGCGCGACGAGCAGGCAGAUGAACUCGUGCGCGCGGGGUUCUUGACGAGUGCCGCAACGAGAGCCGCCGGGCCGGCGACAACGCUGCACCAGCGGCCCGAGGACCGCACAACGCAGAUGUCGAUUCAGCGAGCGUCCGCCGCCGCGUCGGGCUCGCUGGGGGCGGUCGGCGGGCAGAAUGCGCUGCACAUGGCUGGCGGCAGUGGCAGCGGCGGUAUGGGCGGGGAGAAGGAGGACGACUACUACCGCAUCGCGGUGCCCGGACACGGCCGGCAUCUCAAGCUCGCCGGGGCGGCAAUGGACUGGCUGCGCGAGACACUUGGCCGCACGCGCUGGGGCGAGGGGACGGAAGGCUGGCUGCGGGAGCGCUUCGAGGGCGGCGGGCUGUACGGGCCCAGGUGGAAGGAGCUUCAGGGCGCCGAGUGGGCGUGGGUGCUGGGCGAGGCCGUCGGGCUCGGCGUCGUCGAGGUUUUCCAGACAGGGGCGGUUGGUCGCGGCGUGCGCGCCCUGGGAGGUUGA